CCAAUAUAGGGCGUCUUCUAGUGUCAUGGCGUCAAUUGCGUUUUCUGAGGGUAAUCGGGACAGAGGAAGGCUUGCUAGGCCUCAUUUUAUGGAUUCUAUUUACUAUCCUGCUUCAGAAAAAACCUGGGAAACCUCAGGACACGCAAUGAGAAUGAAACUAAACAAAGUAAAACAGUGAAAGUGAUACAGCACUUCAAAACAAGCUAAUAGGAAAUCAACCAUUGCUACCAUAAUGCCUCUUGUUACCUUCAAAAUUGCUGCCCAUACCAUCAGACAUAGUAAAAUCAAACAAAACAGAACAGAAUAAAACCAAUUAAAAUGAAACAUUGAAUAAAACAAAAAUAAUAAAAUGGAGCAAGAAAAAAUGAGACCAAUAUUUGAUUUAAAAAACAAGCCAGAAGAAAAUCUCCCACAGUUCCUGUUGCACAUUGUUAUCCUCUAAAUAGAUGUGCAGACUGCCAGCUUUAAGCCUGCAAAGUCAGUCAAACAGUGCAGUGACCUUUGAGGAUGUGGCUGUGAACUUUACCAGUGAGGAGUGGGCUUUGCUGAAUCCAUCCCAAAAGGAGCUCUACAGAGAUGUGAUGGGGGAAACCUUUAGGAACAUGGCUGCUAUAGGAAUAGCUGGGGACAACCAGGAAAUUGGAAAAAAAUACAAAAAUUAUUGGAGAUGUUUAAGAAAUGAAGAUUUAGAGAAAUGCUGUCAACAUACAUCUUGGAAUCAAUAUAAAGAAAUAUUCCUUUCUACUCCAGAUGCUAAAGAGGAUGCAAAAGAAACAGAUACACACAAUGAUGCUCAGAGCCAUGAAAGAAAUCACACUGGAGGGGAGGCCUAUGUAUGUAAGCAAAGUGGGAAAGCUUUCAAGUGGCAGUGUAAUUGUGUAAGGCAUCAAAGAACUCACUCUGGGGAGAAAUGCUAUGCAUGUAAGCAAUGUGGGAAAUCCUUCAGAAGGUAUAGUAUGUGUAAAACACAUGAAAGAAUUCACACAGUGGAGAAAUCCUAUGUAUGUAAGCAAUGUGGGAAACCGUUCACUACAUACACAUCUUGUCAGAAACAUGAUAGGAUCCACACCGUGGAGAAACCAUAUGUAUGUAAGCAGUGUGGGAAAGGUUUCAACACAUGUGGAAAUUGUCAAGUACAUGAAAGAAUUCACACCGGAAAGAAACCUUAUGUAUGUAAGCAAUGUGGGAAAGCUUUCACUACACAUGGAAAUUGUCAGAUACAUGAGAAACUUCACACAGAUGAGAGACACUAUUUAUGUAGUCAUUGUGGGAAACCUUUCAGGACACAUGCUGAUUGUCAAAGACAUGAGAGGACACACACAGGGGUGAAACCCUUUAUAUGUAAGCAAUGUGGAAAAGCUUUUAGGUGGCCCAGUGAUUGUGAAAGACAUAAAAGAAUUCACACUGGGGAGAAGCUCUGUGUAUGUAAGCACUGUGGGAAAGGUUUCAGCAGGUACGGUGAAUGUAAAAUACAUGAAAGAAAUCACACAGGGGAGAAAUAUAUUUGUAUGCAGUGUGGGAAAGCUUUCACUUCAAACAGGUCUCGUCAGAGACAUGAAAGAAUUCACACUGGGGAGAAACAUUAUGUAUGUAAGCACUGUGGGAAGGCUUUCUCCACACAGGGAUCUUGUCAAAUACAUGAAAGAAUUCACACUGGAGAGAAACCGUAUGUAUGUAAGCACUGUGGGAAAGCUUUCUCCACUUGCUAUUCUUGUCGAAAUCAUGAAAGACGUCACACUGGGGAGAAACCAUAUGUAUGUAAACAAUGUGGAAAAGGUUUCAGCACAAACACUGAUUGUCGAAGACAUGAAAGAACUCACAGUCAAAAAUCCUAUGUAUGUAAGCAGUGUGGGCAAGCUUUUAUGAGUUACAGUGAAUAUAAAACACAUGAAAGAACACACACAGUGGAGAAACCCUAUGUGUGUCAGCAAUGUGGGAAAGCUUUCAGUAGGCACAGUGAAUGUAAAAUACAUGAAAGACGUCACACUGGGGAGAAACCAUAUGUUUGUCAGCAAUGUGGGAAAGCUUUCAGCACAAACACUGAGUGUCGAAGACAUGAAAGAACUCACACUCGGGAGAAAUCCUGUGUACGUAAGCAGUGUGGGGAAGAUUUUAUGAGUUACAGUAAAUGUAUCGCGGGUGAAGGAACACACACAGUGGAGAAACCAUAUGUAUGUCAGCAGUGUGGGAAAGCUUUUACUACACAGAGAUCUUGUCAACAACAUGAACGAUUUCAUACUGGGGAGAAACCUUAUGUAUGUAAGCAAUGUGGCAAAGCUUUUACCACACGUGGAAAUUGUCAACAACAUGAAAGAAUUCACUCUGGAGAGAAACCCUUUGUAUGUAAGCAUUGUGGCAAAGAUUUUACCACACGUGGAUCUUGUCAAAUACAUGAAAGAAUUCACACUGGGGAAAAACCAUAUGUAUGUAAGCAUUGUGAAAAAGCUUUCAGCACACGUGCAUAUUGUCAAAUGCAUGAAAGAAUUCAUACUGGGGAAAAGCCAUAUGUAUGUAAGCAAUGUGGGAAAGCUUUUAUCACAAAAUAUCAUUGUCAAGCACAUGAAAGAGUUCACACUGGUGAGAAGCCCUAUGUGUGUAAGCAGUGUGGGAAAGCUUUCACCACAAAGGGAUCUUCUCAGAUACAUGAAAGACUUCAUACUGGGGAGAAACCCUAUGUAUGUAAGCAAUGUGGGAAAGCUUUUUCCACACAAGGAUAUUGUCAAAUACAUGAAAGACUUCACACUGGGGUGAAGCCCUAUGUAUGUAAACAAUGUGGGAAAGCUUUCAGUAGGCAUACUCAAUGUAAAAUUCAUGAAAGAGUUCACAUAGGUGUUAUUCCUGUAUAUGUAAGCAAUGUAGAAAAAUUUUCACCAGGCACAGUGAAUGUAACAUACAUAAAUCAACUUCCAUGGGUGGAAAAUCUAUGUAUGUAAGUAAUAUGGGAAAACAAUCAUGACAUGAGGAUUUCAAAUAAAUGAAAGUUUUCACACUAGGAAAAAAGCUUAUGUAUGUGAGCCAUGUGGAAAGGCUUUCACCAGGUAUAGUCAACAUAAAGUAUGUGAAAGAACUCAUACAGGGAAGAAACUAUGUAAACAUUUUGGCAAAGCUUUCACUAUAUGCAGAUCUUGUUAAAUACAUGGCAAAAUUCACACUGGGGAGGUGACGUGUGUAAGCUGUGCUGGAAUGUUCAGCAGGCACGGUGAAUGUAAAGUACAUGAAACAGCAAAUGGUGUGGUUUGAUGUAUGUAAGCAGUGUGGGAAUACCUUCAGCACACAUGAUGAUUGUCACAUACAUAAAGGAACUUACUGUGCAGAAAUCCUAUAUAGAUAAGCAAUAUGGGAAAGAUGCCAGUCAGCAUACAUUGUUAAAUAAAUGAAGGAAGCCUCACUGGGAAGAAAGUGUGUAUAUCUAAACCUGUUUUGAAAAUUCUUUAAAAAUUUCUCACGUAGUAGAGACCUGAAGAAAUAAUUAAUAGAAAAAUUUGAUGUCAAUUAUUAUUUACUAACUUUCCAGAAAAUACUAAUCCCAAAGAACAUAGAUUUGUGUGGUUCUCAGUAAAUCACCAUAUAUACCUAGAUUAUGUAUCUGUAGAGUUUGAUGCAAAAAUACCAAACUAACAUAAUUUUGUAUUUUUGAGUGUCUCUGCUUAAUGCAUAUUGAAACAUGGUGAACUAAAAUGUGCCUUUCACUUUAGGUACAGUUAGUGUCUACAUAGUUGGUGUUCUGUCUUUAAAACAUAUAUAUACUGCACUAAAACUACUUAGUUAUUAUUGUUUUCUGUUAAUUGUUGGGAUAUGACUACUAUGUGUUUUUUUUUUUUGUUUGUUUGUUUGUUUGUUGUUUUUUAUCUGUACUGGGGAUCGAACUCACAACUGCCUGCUUGCAAGGCAGGAGCUUAUGCCACUGAGCUAAAUCCCCAGCCCCUAUGACUACUGUGUUUUAAAAUUUUGGUACAUACACUCUAUGUUUGGUAUAAAAAAAAUAAACAAUUCUGAGUUUGAUGUUACAUUUCAUAUUAAAAUAUAUGUUUUUAGAGGCUUGUGAACAUGUGUUUUUGACAAAGUUCAGUUGUUUUUCACACAAAAUUGUCAAUUAGCAAAUAUUAUACUUCUCUGUUGUGACAGGUUACCUACUUAUAUACUAACAUCAUUGUAUAUUAUAUCAUGUACAGAAUGUUGAAUGAUUUCCUUAUGAAAGCCAAUAUCAUCCUUUAAAAUCAUUUUUGUUCUCUUGCUAUCUAAAUUUUUGCUGUGAUGUUUAUAUUCCAAUGAAUUUAACCUGGUGUUAAGUUUUCCACCACAUAUACCAAAAAUAAACUGCUGUGAAUUUCUGACUCCCCCUGAUCAGCAGAACCAUAACUUCUCUCCAAAAGCGUAUAAUGAGUUAUAGUGAUAUCUCCCAAAAGUAAAUGGUGGUAUCAUUUAUCAGUAACCAGAGUUUGAAAGGAACUUAUGUCAGCUAUGGAGUUGUUUUGGGGAGCAUGGUUGCUAUUGACUGUAUGAGGCAAAUGCCUUUAUUCUGUCCCCUGAUGCUGUGGUCUCACUGUGUCUUUGGUAAUCCUUAUUGUUUUUACCUAAUACUCUGAACUAACAGUGUGCAGGAACACCUUACUCAUGUGAGGUGAUAAUCACUUUUGUAAAAGGGAAUUUAUUAAGUUAUAAUUCAGAUUGUUUUUUCUUUUAUCAAUAUUUGAGACAAAUAUGUACAAUGACAUUCCUCAUUGUUUAUAAGGACCACUGCCUUAUGUUUGCAGUAUGUGCCAAUUGCCUUAAAAAAUAUAUAUCCUGCCUUGUCCUUGAUAAUAUGCACCUGAGGGAGGCUGAUACUCUCAAUAGUCAGCUCUGAGUAAACAGCAUUUACCCCUUCAAAAAUAGAAAUAAAAAUUCAGUAAGCCAAAGUGUGUGCAUACAUCCCAAUUGGUCUCAUCAGACUGUAAGUUUUACUCUUUUUAACAGAGCUACAAUUUGUGACAUAUUUAAUAUAGUAGUCUUGAAUACAAAAGCUUACUUACAUUGUGAUGACAUUAUUUUGUUACACACCUAUGGUAUAAUGAAAACAUACAUGAGCACUGCAUUAAGUAUCCUUAAUCCAGUGAGUAUAGCUUGUCCUAUUCAUAAUUAUCCUUAGAUACAUAAAUUGCACAUCAGUUGGUUAAUAUCACCUAAAAUUAUGUAUUUUGUAUCUGAAAUAUCUGAUAUAAUUCAUGGAACCAAAGAGACUGUAUUCAUCCGGGGUUCAGCUUAGCAGCAAAAGUCGCUGCCUGGCAAGUGCAAGGUAUGAGUUUAAUUCCUGCUACAAAGCGCACACACACACACUGUACAGUGUCAAUCUUUACACCCUACAACAUAUGGCUAACUUCCUAGCUGCAUAUUUCUGCUUAGUAGUGUUUAUUAAUGUUCCAGCUAUUAGUAGGACAUUCAAACAACAAGACAUUUACCCUGAGUACAGUGACUUUCUCAUUUUACCAUGAAGGUGAGUCGUGCUGGUCCUGCUGGUUUGUGUUUGUAAUCCUAACAACUCAGAAGACUUAAGUGGAUAAAGAAAAAGUUGAGGCUGGGUCUUAUAUUAAAAUAUAUCUUCAAGUUUGGCAGACCUAGCCUGGUGCUUUAGUAGUCCUAGGUUUACUUUGCAGUAUCAAAAUUAUUUUAAUGGUAACUAUUCUGUAUCAGUAGUUCUUUUCCCACUUUGCCUUCUAACAACCCCAAGCUUCACUUGAGAAGCACAUUUGUUUUAUGUUCUGUCAUUUAAACCAGUUGCUUCUUAUAUUGAAUACAUUUGAUAAAAUUGUGGGUUUUUUAUAGCUCCUGUUAUACUAUUUUAUUUUCAAAAAUAUCCUGUAGUUAAAUAAUUGGACUGUGUUGAUCAGUGUGUAUAGGUCUAAGUCAAAUGUGACCUUUAGUUCCAGCAUCAGCAGAAGUUGAGACAGGGUGAUCAAGGUUUUGAAGUUUACUUUGGGGGAACUUACCUAGAUGCCUCAGCAAACUAUGAAGCAGUUGUCUCUGUGACUGCAUGUGAAGUUUAAGGAAAGAAACAAGUUGAGGUCCAGAAUAUAAACACAGGAUACAAUGAAAAGAUCACUAUUGCAAAUCACUAUGAUUUGGUUGUUCGGGAAACAUACUUUGGUAAUAUUUGUGCAGCUGUCACGUAUAUGUCUUGUUAAAGUAGAACAUAAAAUAAAUGAGCCAGGAAUUUCAAGUUCUGGAUGCAGAUAUUAAAAAAUGUUUUCUCAAUGCUGUUGCUCGUGCUUUGUGUAGCAAGUAAGAUAGAAUAACACAGCAAAUGAAAAAGAUUGUAUAACAUUUUAAAAUGUCUGCACAAAAAUGAGGGCAAUACUAAAAUGAAGAAUAACCUAUGGAAUGGGAAAAAUCUUGCCUAGAACUCUUGGGGAUCUAACAUCAAAAAAAGAAAAAAACAGUGAAAUGGCUACUUCUCAGAAUAAAUACUAAUUUCCCAUAACUACCUAAAAAGCUAUUGAACAUUUUUACCAAAUACAGAAGUGCAAAUUAGAACAUCAUCUCAUUCCACAUAGGGCACAUCACCACAAACUGAAAAGACUGUCCAAGAGGCUGGAGGGGAGAGGGGACAUUUCAACAUCAUAAGUGGUAAUGUAAGUAGUUGAACCAAUACUGAAGUCAGGGUUCAAAAUAUCAAGAACACUGAGUAGUCAUUCUGUUCAGUGUAGUGCUUCUUAUAAGCAUCUUUCCCACAAUGUCGCAGACAUAUUUCAGUGCCCCAAGCAUACACCUGUUUAAUAUAGGAAUACUCACUUUCUGUGGGGCAGCAGCAGUUAGCACUGUUCGAUCAGCCACCAGAUACAAGAUAUAAACAAUAAAUAUGCUUCUCUACUCCAUUUAGUAAAUUAUAUGUGAUAUUUUAUUGUGAGAUGGGCUCACUGUUUAAGAUUUUUCUACUCUUCUAUGGGUCAAUAUAAGCAUAAGUAUGUGUAUGUAGCAAGUGUAUCGCUGUUGUGUUCACUAGACCUGGUACAUUAAAUGCAUGUUUAUAUAAUUUGUACUCUUUUGGUUGCUGAAUUUUUUUAAAUUUUAAAGAUCAUAAAUCCCACGAAAUAGAACACAACAAAACCAAUCAAAACAAAGCAACAAAAUUGGUACAGAACUUCAAAGUAGGACAGUAGGAAUAAAACAAUAGCUACCAUAGUACAUCUUGUUAUCUUCACAAUAGUUGCCCAUUUCAUCAGCUAUAGCAAGAUCACACCAAAAACAAAACAGAAUAAAACCAAUCAAAACUGACUACUGAAAUAUUUACACUCUGUACCUCAAGGAACAUCUGUAACCACUUCACCUUUAUUAAGGUAGUGACCUGUAUAACACAACCUUACUACAUUCUCUCCUGGGUUAAAUGCUGUUAUUCAGUGUAAUUCAGUGAAGCAUAUGUAUGCACAUGUAUGUAAUAGUUUCUUUUCUUACAGUCCUUAAGAAAGAUUUUUUAAAUUUUCUUGUAUAUUCAGAGAGUAAUGUCUCUAUAAUGGGUUGUAUAAGUACUUAAAAGUGGGGACCACUGAGUGCUCAAAUGAAGCUAGAAGCUUAAGGACAAGAAGCAAUAAAAAAAAAAAAAACAGCUCAAGAGGAAAGAAUUUGAACUCCCAUUGAAAAAUGUCUAAUAAAGAUCUGUGCUCAAAGACUGAA
Molecule: messenger RNA, 7647 nt
Organism: Cavia porcellus (domestic guinea pig)
Lineage: Eukaryota; Metazoa; Chordata; Mammalia; Rodentia; Caviidae
Product: zinc finger protein 709-like
Exons: 5
Coding region: 447-2933 (828 amino acids)
Biological process (GO): regulation of transcription by RNA polymerase II
Molecular function (GO): DNA-binding transcription factor activity, RNA polymerase II-specific; RNA polymerase II cis-regulatory region sequence-specific DNA binding
Source: RefSeq, a predicted model, not a curated record